Messenger RNA from Neoarius graeffei (lesser salmon catfish), 1961 nucleotides. It is a transcript of the gene zp3d.2, whose product is annotated as zona pellucida glycoprotein 3d tandem duplicate 2. Gene Ontology annotation, cellular component: extracellular matrix. The transcript has 8 exons. Gene Ontology annotation, molecular function: acrosin binding. Gene Ontology annotation, biological process: binding of sperm to zona pellucida; positive regulation of acrosome reaction; egg coat formation. The coding region runs from base 65 to 1822 and encodes 585 amino acids. The record is from RefSeq and is a predicted model, not a curated record. Lineage: Eukaryota; Metazoa; Chordata; Actinopteri; Siluriformes; Ariidae.
GUGGGACUGGCUAUAUCGCAUGCGCGUGGGAGAGCGCGAGUCUGUUUAGUGAGUGAAUCUCAGCAUGUGUUCCGGUUCCGUUAUGGGGCUCGUGCUCAUCUCCAUCCUCAUGGGUUUGAUCUCUCCGAGCGCGCGCGCCGCAGAUGCGGCCCCGCCCCGUGCACCAACACCGGACCCGGUCACCGGCGGAGAGCGCGAGCGGCUCGAGGCACCGUAUUUACACCUCCCCGUGUUCCUGCAUUACCGGAAGCCGCGCGUGGAUAAACAGCACUUCUCACCUGUGCGCGUGAGCAGCCAGAAGCCGCUGCCCGAGCGCGUGCGCAAACUCCUUUUAUCCGAACCGCGGCGGCGCCUGAAGGCUCGCGCGAGACCGAGCGGCCCGGUGACCGUCACGUGCAACGCGGGGGAGAUGCGCGUGCGCGUUCACACAGCCAACCUGGGGGCCAGCGGGGAGCGCGUGCACGUGAGACUGGGCACGUGCGGUGUCAGCAGAAGCACCGAGCGGGGCGUUUUAUUCCGGUCCGAGCUGCACCAGUGCGGCACUCAGAGACAGAUCGUAAAUAAAACGGUUGUGUAUUCCAACAUGCUCCACUACACCUCUGAUGCGAGUGUGUCUGGGUCGAACCUGUUCUCCGUACCUGUGCAAUGUCACUUUAACAGGUUCCACUACUCGUAUAAGAUCGGUUUCUUGCCAUCUGUUGAGAGGCUGAAGUUCUUUAAACCUAUGAAGACCAAAGGCAGCAUCACGCUGAUGGCCUGUGAUGCGCAGUGGAACAGACUCUCACCCGAUGAAGGCUUCGUUAUUGGACAGCCGAUGUACUUCGAAGUUGAAACGCUUCAUGUGCCUGAGAAUGAGCGAUUAUUUGUACAUUCCUGUCACGUGACCCCAAACAGUUCGCGUGAUUCCACCCCACGGGUUAAAGUCAUCAGUAACUACGGCUGCUUGUUGGACAGCAAGAGAAGCAGAAAGUCCAGGUUCAUAAACAGCACCAUGAGGAACGUCAUCCGCUUCACCAUCGACGCCUUCACACUGCAGGGAAAAGCGCAAAAGCAUCUGUUUAUACACUGCGAGAUGUCGAUCAGAAACAUCGUUCCAACGGAGACGUCAAAGUCCUGCACCUAUAACCAUCUGGAGCACCGAUGGGAGGAGCUUUACGGUUCGGACUCUGUUUGUUUGUGCUGUGACUCGUCCUGUGUCCCUGUGAUGCCAUCACCGAUGCCACCCUUGACGAGUGAACUGGGGGCCUUGGUGGAGCAACGCCUGCAAGGAAAGAGCAGGCUGAGCCCAGCGCAGAGCACUGAGGGAAUCUUCACACCAGAGCUGGACCAUGGAGUACUUGGGACAGAGAUCCAGCACAAAACACUUGUUCCAGAGAGGACACGCUCAUUGGAGCACAGAACAGUCACACCAGAGAGAAUGCUCACACCAGAAAGCAAGCUUGCAGUGCUGACAACAGGGCGUGAGCACAGGAAGGUCACAGUGGAGAGCACACUCACUCUGGAGCACAAACAUGGAAUACUGAUGCCAGACAGUGAGCACGGGGUACUGACACCUGAGCACGAGUACGGAACCCUACUGCUAGAGAACAUGCCUGGAAAGGUUGCAGUGGAGACCCUGCCCACACUGGAGAGCGAGAACACAAUGCUGAUUCCACUGACGCCAGACAUGGACCAUGAAGAGAUCACGCCUUACCCGUCUGAAGCUGUUAGUUCUGGAGUGCUCACACCCUCAGUCAAGCAACACACAAUUACACCAGUACACACACGCACAGAGCUGCGUGAGCCUUACAGGGUUUUUGAAGAAGUGUUUGGACUCGACUGAAGAGGAAGGACGUGAUGCAAAACAUCUUUUGCUUGAUGGCAAUAAAAAAAAAAAACCUCAAUCCUGUUUUGUGUCUGCUGUUUUGUCCUCCUUGGGGUUUUGGCUGAGUGCAUUUUGAAAUGUUUAUCACGGAUUAAAA